CGUCACCGGCACCACCAGAUCACAACAGACCGCGUCCGAAGCAACACGCACGGAGUUACACGCUCGUGUUAAGUGAAUACAGUGCUCAGUGAUUACUUGAUAUUGAUAACGAUGGCCAAACUACUGUGGUUCGUGGCGUUAGUGGUGAUAGUGGAAGCUGCACAUGUACACCAUUCCAAGUUCCGGAAAGGGACGGAUGAGUACGAGUCGUCCGCUUACAAGAAAGUACCCUGCUCUAAUGAUCACGAUCGAGAGCGAAAUGAAAUCAUGAACAAGUCAAGUUGUGGCGCCCCCAAAGAAGUUUUCGUACAUCUAGCCCCUCAAGCCACAUAUGAACAGGUGAGCCCAAGCGCGGUAUGGGUCAAACGCUGCGUCGGGCUCUGCGACCACGCCGCCUACGGCUCCCGCUGCAUGCCCACCAAAAUCGUCCAUAGGAACAUACCCGUUCGAAUAUACAACGCGAAGACCAACAAAGCAACGUGCUCCACGUACAGGGUGGAGGAGCACGAGGCCUGCGGCUGCUGCUCGGCGUCGGGCGAGAAGUGCGAGGAGAAUAGAGUGUUCAAUCCUCGUAAGUGCUCCUGUCAGUGUCCGAACAUGGAGGAGAGGCGCAGUUGCCUACGCAAGCGGAACCAGAAUUUGAGGUGGAAUCGGUCUAAGUGUGCAUGCGAGCCGCGGAGGCGAGCGCUUAAGUGAGCAUCCCUGACAAACUGUGACACGGUGAAACUCAGCUCGAAGGUGAA
Ostrinia furnacalis (Asian corn borer) is the source of this 743-nucleotide messenger RNA. RefSeq lists its product as uncharacterized. Gene Ontology annotation, cellular component: membrane. NCBI's taxonomy places the organism in Eukaryota, Metazoa, Arthropoda, Insecta, Lepidoptera, Crambidae. The transcript is spliced from 5 exons. The record is from RefSeq and is a predicted model, not a curated record. Gene Ontology annotation, molecular function: growth factor activity. Bases 112 to 696 code for a protein of 194 amino acids.